Molecule: messenger RNA, 906 nt
Organism: Acanthamoeba castellanii str. Neff
Lineage: Eukaryota; Discosea; Longamoebia; Acanthamoebidae
Product: pantoate-beta-alanine ligase
Exons: 6
Coding region: 1-906 (301 amino acids)
Biological process (GO): pantothenate biosynthetic process
Molecular function (GO): pantoate-beta-alanine ligase activity
Source: RefSeq, a predicted model, not a curated record
AUGCAGAGGCGAGUGAAGGUGGUGCGGGAGGUGGCAGAGGUGCGUGCGCUGCGCGAGGCAUGGAGGUGCGAGGGCCGACGCGUGGGUUUCGUUCCCACCAUGGGCGCGUUGCACGCCGGCCACAUCUCCCUCAUCUCCCACGCUCUGCCUCACUCCGAUGCGCUCUUCUGCUCCAUCUUUGUCAACCCAACCCAGUUCGGGGUGGGCGAAGACUUUGACAAGUACCCGCGCGACGUGGCCAAGGACCGGCUGCUGCCCAAGGGGGACGGCGGCCGCGACGUCGAGGCGGUGGUGUUCGCCCCCUCGGUGCGGGAGCUCUACGGCGACCGCUUCAGCACGCGUGUGGAUAUCGGGCUGAUGGCCGACACCUCCGAGGCCCACGCGCGGCCUCAGUUCUUCUCUGGCGUGGCCACCGUCGUGUCCAAGCUCUUCAACAUCACCCAGCCCCACCGCGCCUACUUUGGGCAGAAGGACGCCCUGCAGUGCGUGGCGGUGCGGCGGUUGGUGGAGGACCUCAACUUCGGGCUUGAGGUGGUGGUGUGCGACACCCUGCGCGAGGCCGACGGCCUGGCGAUGAGCUCGCGCAACGUGUAUCUCUCGGCCGAGGAGCGAAAGAGGGCGCCCAUCCUGUACAAGGCCCUCUGCGCUGGACGGAGCCGCUAUCUCGACGGGGAACGCAGCGCACAAGAGAUCAUCAAGGCGACGAAGGAGGCGUUGGAGAAGGGAGAGGACUGGUGGGCGGCUGGUCCGCCGCGGCCCGAGGUGCAGUACGUGAGCAUCGCCGAUGCGGGGUUCGGGCACGAGCUGGACUACAUCGACCCUAAGGGACCCGGUGCCUUCCUCUCCACCGCCGUUCGUCUCGGUUCCACCCGCCUCAUCGACAACGUAGUCCUCCCGCCACUGUGA